Molecule: messenger RNA, 1170 nt
Organism: Psilocybe cubensis
Lineage: Eukaryota; Fungi; Basidiomycota; Agaricomycetes; Agaricales; Agrocybaceae
Exons: 10
Coding region: 1-1170 (389 amino acids)
Source: RefSeq, a predicted model, not a curated record
AUGGAUGGGCAGACAGGGACAGGUUUUCCGGGCGCGGGCUUUCCCCCGCCUGGAGGUCCAGCGGCACCGCCCCUGUUCAUGUACCCCGCUGGCAUGAUGAUGGUCACUCCUGACAUCCUUCGUGCGCUCAGGGGGUGGACGAUCUUGACCUACCUCGAAGUAACGGCCAUGACACUUUUCCUGUACGACUACACUCUCACCUUCGGCAUGGAAUAUCGCCUAGUCUGGAAGAAGCGGUCGAGCGUGAUCAAACUCCUUUACAUCUUCCAACGAUAUCUGCCCUUCUGCGAUGUCGGCUUUCUGACGAUAUAUCGGCACUCGUCUGCGAACCUUACGGGCCCGCAGUGUCAUGUUUUGACUGUUGGGACUGGAAUCCUCCUGACAAUCCGCGUCUGGGCGCUCUGGAACCGCGACGCGGCACUCACCAUCGCGCUGCCCAUAGGCUUCGUCAGUGUUUGGGUCCCCGCGUCUGUUGCGGGGUAUUUUUAUAUUCAGGGGCUUAUCUACCCAGAGGUCCCAUUACACCCAGGCUUUUUGGGAUGUGUGAUCUUGAAGGAUAAUCAUAUGGUCAUUUGGUGUUGGCUCGGGCUCUUGAUUUGGGAUACGAUUUGUUUGAUUCUGGUUGCUGUUCCUGGUGUAAAAUCAUCAGUGCAAAGCAAAGCAAAGCAGAACAAUUUCAUUGACGUUGAGUCGAAAAUGCAGUUCGAGCAGGUCCGGUGUCAAGGCUUGAAUACGUCGUAUAUCGCGAUGCGCUCUCUUUCCGGUAAGCUCUCCACUGUCCUCUCACCUGCAUGCAUGUUAACAAGGGUCUUCCACUCGAUGCUCGCAAGCCGCGUGCUCCUCGAGCUGAGGCAGCAGACGGACAAUAACCACCCGUCCGAGUUCUCGCCGACCGAAAUGGACUUUGAUGAGCGGCUUGGGGCGAUUGAUACGGCUACUGGACAUGGGUUUGGGUUUGGGUUUGGGAGGGUUGGGGGGGAUUGUGAGUGUGGUGUGGAGGGCUGUGGUGGGGGUGUUGGUGUUGGGGGUGCAGGUGGAGGAGGAGGAGGUGCUGGUGCAGGUGCUGCUGGAGGUGCGGGUGCAGGUGCAGGUGUAGGAGGAGGAGGUGGUGGUGGUAUGGCACGCCGGAAUCGGGGCCGGAGCUUUGAUUUGGACGAUUUGGGAGCUUGA